Messenger RNA from Gambusia affinis (western mosquitofish), 4251 nucleotides. It is a transcript of the gene dpysl4, whose product is annotated as dihydropyrimidinase like 4. The record is from RefSeq and is a predicted model, not a curated record. The transcript has 15 exons. Gene Ontology annotation, cellular component: cytoplasm; cytosol. Lineage: Eukaryota; Metazoa; Chordata; Actinopteri; Cyprinodontiformes; Poeciliidae. Gene Ontology annotation, molecular function: hydrolase activity, acting on carbon-nitrogen (but not peptide) bonds, in cyclic amides. Bases 616 to 2379 code for a protein of 587 amino acids.
AUACACCGGCUGCUACUCCAGGCAUCGUUUUAAGGGUGUUUAUUGGUUCCCGAAAACGACAAAACUCGGACAUUAUCGUGAAUCAGUAAAAUCCUCCCAGAUCGAACUUGAAAAAUGGACGUUAUGCUGCUAACACUUAGCUUUCAUAAACAACUCAGGCGGAGGUGAGAGAGCUGCGCAACGCAAAUAAGAACCCGGUCGGAACACGGUCUAAACGGGCAGAUGAAUCUUCCUCUUGGAAUUUUAAGAAUCGGGUCACUUGAAUCAUUCGAAGAAUUGUUUCAGCCCUACAACACAGUCCACAAGGCGAUGCAAACCGGAGCUGCUGAGGAAGAAUCCAGACCCUGGAGAACAUCUGCAGAUUCUGGUGUCAGGAUCAGGAGUGCUGAUGGAUUCCUCCAGGGUUCCGCCAUCUUCUCUUCUUUUAAAUUUGCAGUUGAACUGUUCGGAACCAGUGACCCAUUAAAGGCGGUUCUUCUCAUGGUAUCAGGUCGGAGCAUCACAGCUGCGGUUCUGAGGAUCGGAGUCCAUCAGGAAGCUGAGCUCUCACUUCCUGUUUACAUUUGCUGACUUCAAUCUGAGCUGGACCCGCUUCAGAUUCUAACAUCUGUUACCAUGGAAAAAGAUCCGAACCUGGUCAUUCUUCAGGACCGAACCGGAUUUCUUUCUUCAGAGCCAAACUGGGUUAUUCUUCAGACCGGAGACCGUCUCAUCAUCAAAGGAGGAAAAGUUGUCAAUGAUGAUCAGUCAUUCUACGCUGAUGUCUACAUCGAAGACGGGACUAUCAGGCAGAUUGGCGAGAACCUGAUAAUCCCAUCUGGUGUGAAGACACUGGAUGCGUACGGUCAGCUGGUGAUCCCUGGAGGCGUUGAUGCCAACACAAACCUCCAGGCUCCGCAGAAAGGCCUGAUGCCAUGUGACGACUUCUACCAGGGAACCAAAGCCGCCCUGUCUGGAGGAACCACCACCAUCAUCGAUCAUGUGUUGGUGGAACCGGGGACUAGCUUGCUGUCAGCGUUUGAUUUGUGGAAGGAGACGGCAGAGCAGAAGGCGUGCUGUGACUUUUCCUUCCAUCUGGAUGUCACCAGGUGGCAUGAAGGCCUCUACGAGGAGCUGGAGACGCUCGUCAAAGAUAAAGGGGUGAAUUCCUUCCUCUUCUUUAUGGCUUACAAAGACCGGUACCAGAGCUCCGACUCUCAGCUUUAUGAGGCGUUUGGGAUCCUCCGGGAUCUUGGAGCAAUUGCUCAGGUUCAUGCUGAGAAUGGUGACAUCAUUGAUGAGGAGCAGAAAAAACUUCUCAGUGUUGGUAUUACUGGACCUGAAGGCCAUGUUUUAUGUCACCCUGAAGAGGUGGAGACUGAGGCAAUCUAUCGGGCCAUCACUAUCGCCAAGCAGGCCAACUGCCCGCUCUACGUUACCAAGGUGAUGAGCAAGUCUGCUGCUGAUGUUAUUGCCAAAGCCAGGAAAAAAGGUGUGGUUGUGUAUGGGGAGCCAAUCACAGCUGGGCUGGCCACUGAUGGCUCUCACUACUGGGCCAAAGAUUGGACCACAGCAGCUGCCUUUGUGAUGAGCCCUCCCCUGAACCCGGAUCCGUCCACGCCACAGUAUCUGAUCUCUCUGCUAGCAUGCGGCGAUCUCCAAGUGACCUCCAGCGCUCAGGCCAGCUUCUCUACAGCUCAGAAGGCUGUUGGUAAAGACGACUUCACGCUGAUCCCAGAGGGAACUAGCGGCAUUGAAGAGAGGCUGUCGGUGAUCUGGGACAGAGCUGUGUCCACAGGAAAGAUGGAUGAGAAUGAGUUUGUUGCAGUGACGAGCACCAACGCUGCCAAGGUCUUCAACAUGUACCCACGCAAAGGACGGAUUGCUGUUGGAUCUGAUGCUGAUGUUGUAAUUUGGAACCCAAAAGAGACUCUAACUGUUUCUGCCACAACUCACAACCUGACCUUGGAGGUAAACAUCUUGGAGGGUUUGGAGUUUCGAGGCGUUCCCACAGUAGUGAUCAGUGGCGGUCGGGUUGUUCUGGAGGACGGACAGCUCAACGUGACCGAAGGUUCUGGACGCUUUAUAGCAAGAAAGGCUUUUCCUGACAUCGUCUACAAGCGGAUCAGAGCACGCAGCAAGAUGGCUGAGGCCCGCGGCGUUCCUCGUGGUAACUAUGAUGGUCCAGUUCAUGAUGUCAUCAGUGUGACCAAGUCAGUCCCACCAACUCCAACCACCAGGGGUCCUACGGGGAACAAAACCCCAACUGGCCCCCGAAACCUUCAUCAAUCAGGAUUCACCCUGGCAGGGGCUCAGAUUGACGAUCACAUACCCCGUCGCUCUGCUCAAAGGAUUGUGGCGCCACCUGGAGGACGUUCCAACAUUACAUCUCUAUCUUAAUCUGCUCAUUUUCCAGCCAAGUGUUGAAGAACGACUGUUACUCUAUGAUCCACCUGAGUUCACUGAACUCUACAGGUAGAGAGUUCAUUGAACACCUGUAGGGUUCAGUGAACUCUACAGGUGAAACCGUCUGACCCUCUUAGCCCACAUAUGUAGUUUAACUCCAGAACUCCCCAGAACCUUCUGGGUCUCGUGAGCUCAAACUGACAACUUUAGUCCUGAAUGUAGCUGUCCCUCCCUAAACCUCACCAUAGUGCUUAGUCAACCCCAUGUAACCUGGUACUAGACAGAACCGGUUCUGACCCGGCAGCUCUGAAGCCCUCCACAUCAGCAGCAACAGAACCGGACCGACAAGAAAGAUAUCGUCUUUGUAUUACUUACUGAUCUCACAGUGAUGCGAGUAAUGUUGGCAUAAAACACCAAUCCAGCAGAACAUUACGACCACAUUGGCCUCUCAAAAUACUUCCAGCCAUCUGUGAGAUGAAUGCCAGCCAACCUGCCUGUGGUUGACCCCCGACCCCACGGUGAGGUAGUCUCAGACCAAAGCUAGCCUCGUGGUCAGAAUCAGGCUCGGUUCUGCUGCUGUUCUAAACAGUCUGGACCUCAGUUCUACUCCACUGUCCAAACACAAGCCUCCUUAACCCCAAGUCAGAGUUCUAGAUGGAGGGUAUUUUGGGUCCUGUGGCAGUACCACCCCACAGGUAGGACCCUAAGACCCUCUUCCUGGUCAUGUGACCAACAGCUCAUGGUUUCAGUCUAACCAGAUGCAGCCUUUGUAGCAGUAGUUGGAUAACUUUAGAUGAUCCCAGAACCACAGUCCAUCUUCAGAUGGUUUUGGCUGUUUGGGUCAUGUAGCAACUUUAGGAACUGGUUCUGUAAACCUGAGAUUUUUUCUCUGACUGUUGAUACUGCUAGCACAACUAUAGCUGAUCAUUAGCAUCCACACUGAAGGCCUGGUAUCAAAUACUGAGGGCUUUUAAUUUGAAAGGGCUUGUCCCUAAGGAAAAGGUGUCAGACAGAGUUGUUGACAUCAUGUGACACUGCAGCCUGUGAUGUCACAUUCACAUUUUUAGUGUAGGGUUUUUCUAAGACUUUGUCUUAAUUUUGUAUUUUUACUGUUUUUUGUACCUUGGCUGUGACUGGUUCAAUGUUUGGGUCAAGGGUUACAUUUGUGUUUUCAAUAUGAUCCGUUUCUGAUAUAAACAACGGGAUUCAAUUUUACAAGACCCACCAACCUGGACCGACCCGGGCCAGUCCAGGUUACACCGAGUACAUCCAGCAUCGUCAGAACAGUUUUAUGCUGAGAUCAGUCUGUCAAACAGGGCAACCAUUGGUUGGACAUUAAGGUGGGCGGAGCCACCAGCUUCACCUUGCUGUUCAAAUACCCAAUGGCACCUUAGUGACCACACCCUCCUUAUACUUUCACUCUAUAGGUCGCAUUAAUGUUAGCAUCACUGCUCCCAUGUUGGAGUCCAGCUGUCCAACAUUAAUGUUGGACAGCUGUGGUUAAUGUUGGAGUCCAGCUGUUGCUAUGGAAACAUUAACCACAUGAUUUCCAAAGGAUCCAACCUUUAAUAAACUGGUUUUUCAUAGGAUACCGUGUCUAUGGGUCACCUGACCAGCAGGGGCUGAGUUUAAGGGUUUGUUUAAUCUAAACUCAGAUUAGUUUGGAUUAAAUCAGCAGAGUGCUAGGUGUCCAAGAUGGCAGCCAGGUGGUUUCUAGUCAUCUUUCUGUUCUCUCGCAGUGAUCAGAAACACAGAGUUGUCUAUGAGGAGCGUUACUAUGGCAACCACACCUGUGAUGUAGUAGGUAUUGUGAUGGAUGUAAUUUGUUGUGAUAACAGUUGCAUGAUUAAAGUGUGAAGAGAAAAA